This is a messenger RNA of Xenia sp. Carnegie-2017, 5085 nucleotides long. RefSeq names its product ATP-dependent RNA helicase TDRD9-like. Bases 249 to 4589 code for a protein of 1446 amino acids. The transcript has 33 exons. The record is from RefSeq and is a predicted model, not a curated record. Lineage: Eukaryota; Metazoa; Cnidaria; Anthozoa; Malacalcyonacea; Xeniidae. Gene Ontology annotation, cellular component: intracellular anatomical structure. Gene Ontology annotation, molecular function: ATP binding; RNA binding.
AACUCUUGAACGCAAAUGGAAGUAACGCAUUGAAUCAUGGGCGAACAACGAAGACUCUUAGCGAUUUCGCGGGAUUUCACGGGAUUUUAGGUGUUAGAAAGAUAAAUGUUUCGCGAAGAAAGAACAGUGGUUUGACUUCAGUGAUUUGAACUUUGUCUAGAUUUGUCAUUUUGCGAAUUUGCAUUAAAUAAACGGUAGGAAUUGCUGGUAAAACUGGUUUAAAAUAUUCCUAAUGACACGAUUUCGCCAUGUGGCGUGCAGAAUCAAACAAGUUACAGGAUUCAAGCUCGUCACUGGUUCGCGAUUUUUUCGAUUUGUCUGCACCAAAACCAGUCAUUGAGUCAUGUCCCAAGGUCAAGGCAACACAGCCUCGAGAUUUUAGUCAUGUUAGUCGAGAAAGUUUUAUCAACUUCAAAUUAACAAAAAUUGAAGAUCCAAAUAACAAAGGUCUUGAACCAAAUUUACCAACCGAGAAGGACUUCCCGGAGCUGAAUGGUGGCCUGGAGAACAUUGAUCUAAAUCUUCCCAAUCCUCUUCCAUUGAAAGUUGAUGAAGAUGAGCACAUGCUUGAAAAUUAUUCAUUUGAUCAUGAGUAUUCUGCAGACUUGCCUAUAACUAAGUAUUCUAAUGAAGUCCUUAGUACAAUUGAUGUCCAUUCUGUUACAGUUGUUCAAGGUGCUACUGGCUCAGGAAAGACAACACAAGUACCACAAUACAUUUUGGACCAUUAUAUGAAACAAAAGCGUUAUUGUAACAUUGUGGUGACUCAACCACGUCGAAUUGCUGCUAUAAGCAUUGCGAAACGUGUCUGUCAAGAACGAUCAUGGGAUGUUGGGGGUAUUGUGGGUUAUCAAGUAGGAAGAGAUAGGAUGUCUAGUGAUGAUACAAGGAUAUCAUAUGUCACAACGGGAGUGCUGUUACAAAAGUUGAUUGCUGCAAAAUCUCUUAAUGAAUAUACCCAUGUUAUAUUGGAUGAGGUUCACGAACGUGAUCAAGACAUGGACUUUGCACUUCUUGUUGUUAGAAAGUUGUUGCGCACAAACUCAAAGCAUGUUAAAGUGGUUCUAAUGUCUGCUACUCUUGAUAGUGAGAUCUUUUCACGUUACUUCUCCUUACCAAUUAAUGGAAAGUUGCAUGGUGCUCCAGUCGUCUCUGUUGAAGGAAAGUCUUUUCCUAUUCAUGAAUACUACCUUGAGGAAAUUUCUAAUAUUGUUAGAAAGGAUGGUAUGCCAAUUUUAGACAUUGGGGAACCAACUAUCGAGGAAAGCCAGUAUCAUACUGCGUCAUGUCUCAUUUAUUUGCUUGAUGCAUGGGAAAUCAACAAGCCAGGUGUCAGUAAUGAGGACUUUGCUGCGGAAAGAGGAAGUGUUUUAGUAUUUUUGCCAGGUGUGGAAUACAUUAAAAAUAUGCAAAGAAUAUUAUCUGAUGUUUGCCAUGGAAGAUAUUUGUGGAUAUUGCCUCUCCACUCCCAAAUCACGAAUGAAGAGCAAAAGCGGAUAUUUCGUGAUCCAUCAAUGCCUAAAAACGGAGAUCCUAAGGCUAGAAAGGUUAUUUUAUCCACGAACAUAGCUGAAAGCUCGAUUACAGUUCCUGACAUCAAAUAUGUGAUUGAUUUUUGCCUUGUCAAAUGUCUCGUGUGUGAUGCCGAUACGAAUUACCAGAGUUUACGAAUGCAAUGGGCAUCGAAAGCUUCUGCCACGCAACGAAAAGGACGUGCUGGUCGUGUUUCGCCAGGGAAAUGCUUCAGAAUGGUGACGAAAGAAUUUUAUGAGCGAUGUAUGGAGCCGUACUCCGUUCCAGAAUUUAAGCGUGCUCCUUUGGAACAAGUUGUGUUGAGAGUAAAACUACUAGAUCUUGGAUCUCCGAAAUCCAUUCUUUCACUGGCUUUGCAACCACCCGAUGUUCGAGAUAUCGAGAAAACAAUUCUGAUACUUAAAGAGCUCGGUGCGUUAACCAUUAAAAUGCGCAGUGGUGUAAUCAAUAAAUACGACGGAGAGUUAACAUUUAUGGGCUGGGUACUAGGUAAAAUGCCAUGUGAUGUUCGUGUUGGAAAAUUACUCGUUCUUGGUCACGUGUUCGGUGUCUUGGAGGAGGCCAUCGUUAUUGGGGCAUGUCUAAGUCAGAAGACAUUUUUUGUUCAGAAAAUAAACCAGGAGUUUCACUCAUACAGAAAGAAAAUGUUUUGGUCUAACAGAACCAAAAGUGACUGUCUCGCUGCUCUCAAUGCCUACAAAACGUGGAAAAGACACAAACAGACAGGUGCUUUUGGGAGAACGGGUGAAAGAAAAUGGUGUAAGGAGAAUUUAAUUGAACAUAAAAAGAUCCUAGAGGUUGAAAAAGUUGUCAAUGAAUUGACAGAACGCCUAGCAAAGGUCAACAUUGAGACAAGUCGUGACGUACAUCACAGACGGCAAGAUUCUACCUCUCAUGAUGAACUCAUUUUGAAGGUUGUCAUUUGUGGCAGUUUCUAUCCAAAUUAUUUUCUUUCUGGUGAAAUUGACGAACGUGACUCCAGAAAAACGAUGUCUGGUCAUGAUCCAUUCACGACAAUUAUGUUAAAGAGUUUGCCUAUCCACGGACAUUACUACAGCUCGGCAAUUGCAAAGUUGCUAGAAAAAUGUGGGAGAGCAAAGAACGUGUAUACAGAGAGUAGAAGAGCGUACGUUGAAUUUGAAAGACAGGAUGUCCAAGAUACCGUGUUACCAGCUGUAUAUCUUGCUCUUAAGAUGAGACAUCUUCAAAUGCAUCUUACUCUAUGGGUCGCCACGGAAGAUCAAAAACGAAUUGUGGCGAAGUCCGCUGCAAAAAUGGAGAUCCAUAAUUCAAGAGCAUUACGCACUGAUAGGAUAAUGGCGUCGGUCAAGGAUUCUGGUAAAACUACCAAGAAGAAAAACGAACUUCAGAAGCUGGAGUUGCCCGAAGUUGGUUUCAUGGAUAUUUACAUAUCGGAGGUCAUUGAUGCUGGACAUUUUUGGGCUCAGCCAGGAGAUGGGAAGUACGCAGCAAAACUUUCUCAACUCAUGGAGGAUAUCAACAAUUAUACUGGUACUCAACACGAGUUUCUAUCAUUACCUUGUCCCAUGGGAACAUUAUGCUUGGCUUUAUAUGACGAAGAUGGACGCUAUUACAGAGCGAAGGUUGUGUCUUUCAACCGUUCCAUUGCUAAAGUAUUCUACGUCGAUUACGGCAACACAGCAAAUGUAUCUACCCAACAUCUGAGGAAGAUUCGUGAGGAGCACACGAGGUUGCCUUUUCUGGCAUUUGAAUGUCGUUUGAUUUGCGUUCGUCCAUCGUUUGGUGCUUGGGAUGAAGAGGCUAAUCAGAGAUUUAUCGAACUUACUUGGGACAAGAAGUUGGUAGCAAAGGUCUUUUCUCGACUCCAUGGCGUAUUUCGUGUUGAUCUCAUUGACACUGUGUCCUCGGAAGAUGAUGUUCACAUUCAUCAAGUGUUGAUUGGCGAAGGUUUUGCAAAUUUUACUGAAGAAUCACAUGACUCCGUUCGUACCCACGAGGAAGCUGUCGCUCGAGUGAAGCUUUUAAAUAAUGUGGGAACUGGAGCGAACGAGGGUUAUGAUCCAACUGGCUGGGUUGAAUCAGAUACUAGUUCUACUGAAGCUCAUUUAACUGGAAAUUACAAACCAGACGAUGGAAAGAUUACUAAGGUAAACCUCAGUGGACCGUUCAGUCCAUACGAGAUGAGCUUUUACAGCAUGACCUGCAUUGGAAGAUUAAGGGCGGCAAGGAUUGAGAGAGAUUCUGUAAAUAGUAUUGUGUUGAACGAGGAGCCUCAAGAUAAGCACGAACGUUUUCUUGUUGCUGCCAACAUUGGAAUAAACACUUCAGGCACCGUAAUGCUUGGAAGAGAUACAACAUUAAUGCCAAAUAUUCAUGGCUUGUCUGCUCUUAUUUCACUGGUGUUUACUCCAUGUGCUGAGUUCAGGACAAACGAAAAAAAAGAUCGUUAUACUGGAGCCAUAGUUGGUCUCGGAUUUGAUCCAUCGACUGGAGAGGCAUUGCUUCCGGAUCACGACAUAGAGCUGCAGUUCGAUUUUGCUUUCAAGCAAGACGAUGUUGUCAAAAUCAAUGCUUGCCGUUCCGCCAUUAACCUGGCAGUCGCUUCGAAAGAACAGAUCUCUCAAUGGGGGAAAAAUGCUAUACAAAAAAUUCAAAGGAAAACGAGAGCUACGCUUUUGGAAUUGCUUCUCACUCCUCGCGAUGAUCGUCAAAUAUCUCCUUACAUCAAAAUGUAUCAAUGGAAUCGUGUCGAUCCUCAAGAUCUCUUAUCGCCUUACAAUCCUGGUGAAUUGGAUGAUGAUGCUACUUUGCUAUAUCCGUUUCAUUAUCCUUUGGACAUCACUGAGUCUUUUGAUGAAGAGAUCCCGGAUUACAUACAACAGCGUAGGCAAAAUGUGGAAAAUCUAAGACCUCUUGCUGGAGGCUCGACUCAACCAUUUGCCGAACCAGUUGUAUGUGACUUGUGUAAUGUCCACUGUCGGCAUCCACGUGAUUUGCGCAUGCACCUCGAAACCAGAUCUCACAGGAUGGAGGAAAACUAUUUGUUUGAUGACAGAUAUGUUUAUAACCAUUAGGUAGCUAAAGAGCACUUUUUAGUGGAAGGUAGGGGUGGGUUUUUUAAAGGUCAUGGAGUUUUACUGGUCACACAAAACUCAUUAUUUCGAACCAGGAACAAGAAUAGGAUGGCUCUCAUAAUGAAGGCAUCUGUGUUAGAAAUCUUUGUUGUAUUUGAACUAUCCUAUUAUAGGAUUCUGUAAUAGAAGUCCAUUCAUUUAAGAAACACGAGCUAAAACGACACGCGAUCCAGGACAUAUGCGUGAACAUGACCUGGCUUGUCGACGUAAGGACGGAUAAGAAACGGCUUGUCUCGUGUCUUAAAUGUCAUGUACGUUAUUUGAAGUGUAGGUGAAUAGUUGGGUGUAAAAUGAACGACGUGUUUUGGUAUCUCAUGCUUUGUAACUAAAUUAUGUGAAGAUUUUAUGUACCUUGGGUCAGGAAACAGGGCGUCGGAAGCAGAGGUGAAUAGACCUGCCCACUUUUUCUUUAAAAAUGAAGAUGUUCCCCGUUUAA